AUGUUGCGGUGGUUUCACCUUAGGAGGUUAACAUGCGAGAAAGUUUUCGAUCUUUUUGACGUUGACCAAGACGAGGCACAUCAACCGAAAAGAAAGAUGAUUGCCUCAGAUGUCGAGUCAUCUACUCCACAUUACUUGACAUAUAUUUCUAGUCUGAAUCCUGAAUCGCCAGAAGUCCCUUCUUCUGUACGCUACAACUUUAGAAAAGAUGGAACAUCUUCAUCUGAUCCAUCCUGUGGAAAUAACCGAUCUACCCAGUCCACCGAAGAAACUCAUACGGUGGGAAUUAAUAGGAGAACAGUCCAAGAAAUAAUGGCAAGACUUCAAAGCUUGGAGGAAGAAAUCCGAGGAAUAAAAUGUAAAGAGGGAUUUGAAAAACGGGAUGACAAUAAUGAAUUUUUUGACGCAGCGUUUGGGGGGAAUGAAGAUGUGGGAGGUAGUUAUCGGAUGACAAGCCCGGUGAAUGAACAAAAGAAGAAAAAGAAGAUUGUUGCUAGCAACAUCGUGGAUGCGGAAAAUCAUAUACCCGUGCCUCCUGUUGCAAAACCAGGUCGUCCGGUUAGGGCAUUGAAACCUUCUCAAUAUCUUAGAUAUCCAUAUGUUUUUGUUCAAAAUGCUCCCCGAUAUCGUCCGAGUGGGAAAGCAUCCAUUACUGUUGCGGAUGUUACGGACAUGCCCAACAGAAAGGGAUGUUUGGAGAGUGCGGUGACUUUAUGUUGA
Molecule: messenger RNA, 720 nt
Organism: Lactuca saligna
Lineage: Eukaryota; Viridiplantae; Streptophyta; Magnoliopsida; Asterales; Asteraceae
Source: the annotation of a GenBank genome assembly